UAUGCCUAUAAGUCAAGCUCUUAAUAUUAACUAGAAUUUUAGUCUAAAAUGAAGUGUCUUUGGGUUCUAUUGUGUGCUUUGAUUGUCCUGGUCCACAGGAUCCAAGCGGAAUGCAUUUCAAACUGCACUGGAGUUAAUAUUACAGAGGCGUGUGCCUAUAAUGGCUGCUUUUUCAAUGCCGAGCUUUGUUCUUUAUCCUAUUUCAACUGUCAUCGUCAAUUGAGGGGCGCGAAUUUAUUUUUUGUAGCUUCAAUGGGCCUUUGCACCCGCGAACAUGUACCAAGAUGUACUACUCUUGAUGUUUAAUUGAAAGUAAAAUGUUUUUGCUUA
This is a messenger RNA of Drosophila willistoni, 330 nucleotides long. RefSeq lists its product as uncharacterized. The record is from RefSeq and is a predicted model, not a curated record. The coding region runs from base 49 to 306 and encodes 85 amino acids. Lineage: Eukaryota; Metazoa; Arthropoda; Insecta; Diptera; Drosophilidae. The transcript is spliced from 3 exons.